AGAGUGAAGGAACGUGACGUCAUGUUCAACAUUUGCAUAUUGCGGACUAUAAUAGACCUUGCUUGAUUUACUCGCCUUCACUUGUCCUCUGCGCAAUCAGGAUUGAGACACAUCAGUAGCCAGUACAACUCCGAUCCUCUGCAAACAUGUCUGACAAGCCAGAUCUCGCUGAAGUCUCUAACUUCGACAAGACCAAGUUGAAGAAGACCGAGACGCAAGAGAAAAACCCCUUGCCCACCAAAGAAACCAUCGAACAGGAGAAGAAAGCAACAGCAUGAAGCCCAAGCCUCUGCUAUGCACUGUACAUUCCACAAGCAUUGCAUUUUCACCUCUUAGCUGUGUAACCCAAAACCUAAGUUGCAUUGUGAUUGGACAAAAGCAAUGACUGUACAGCCCCUCCCUAGAACUUUUUUUUUUGUGUUUAUUUUUUUAUUUUUUUUUACAUAGUCUGAAAACAACUACUGACUGGCACUCUUUGACUAGGAGGAUGUGUUGCGUGUCUACUCACUUCCAGCACUGUCACCUGUCCCUGCUGUGUCCCCUGCUUCCAGCCACUUGUGGUUGUGAAGGGAAGAGCACGGGUGUGAUAUAUCUGCCCAACCCGGGGACCCACACUUCUGAUGUGUAAUUCAGCUUCUGGCAACCUGAAAUGCUUUCAAAUAAAGCAGUGUUUUGUUUUUCUUGUUCAAAUUGUUUUGUAUAAAUUCAAUUCUUGGAAUGCAGAAGUUUGUUUUGAUAUGCAAAUAAAGAUAUAACUCUUU
This is a messenger RNA of Salvelinus namaycush (lake trout), 761 nucleotides long. RefSeq names its product thymosin beta-12. NCBI's taxonomy places the organism in Eukaryota, Metazoa, Chordata, Actinopteri, Salmoniformes, Salmonidae. The record is from RefSeq and is a predicted model, not a curated record. Gene Ontology annotation, molecular function: actin monomer binding. Gene Ontology annotation, cellular component: cytoplasm. Gene Ontology annotation, biological process: actin filament organization; regulation of cell migration. Bases 147 to 278 code for a protein of 43 amino acids. The transcript has 3 exons.